Molecule: messenger RNA, 1881 nt
Organism: Astrephomene gubernaculifera
Lineage: Eukaryota; Viridiplantae; Chlorophyta; Chlorophyceae; Chlamydomonadales; Astrephomenaceae
Source: the annotation of a GenBank genome assembly
CGGCGCUGGUGGAGGACCUGGCGGCGCAUGCCAGGCUGCUGGGGACACCGGAGAGGGCGCAGGUCCUGCUGGCCGCGCUGCAGCACCCGCUGCUGUCCGAGCCCGCCUGCGCCCGGCAGCUGCUGCCGCGGCUGGCUGCCACCGUCAUGGCCGCCCCGCCCCUGGUGCGCAGCUGGCUGGUGCGCUGGUGGGCAGAGUACCCAGGCCCCCUGCUUGAGAGCCGUGUGGUGCAGCCGCUGCAGGCCUUCCUCACCCGGGAGCUGGGGGCAACCAAGAAGCUGACGACCCCCGUCAUGAACGUGAUCAAGGUGCUGGCUCGCGUGGAGGAGGCUGCCAGCCUGAGCCGCUCGCUGCCGCCCGAGGCCUUUUACAACACCCUCAUCAGCGAGAAGCUGGACGUGCAGGACCACUACACGGCGUGGAGGCAGGGGCAGGAGCUCGCUGCGGGUCGCGACCCGCCCAAGGAGGCUCCCUUCUCCUUCUGCAGCUACCCCUUCCUGCUCAACGCGCGGGCCAAGUCGCACCUGCUGCACCUGGAGGCCAGGUUCCAAAUGGAGCAGAGUGUGGCGCAUGCCCGCAUGGAGGUGCAGCUGUACGGCGGCAGUGCGGCCGCCAGGAGGCGUGCCGAGGAGGGCCCAGUGCUCGUCAAGACACCUGGCGAUGCCUCCGGCAGCAACAACAGCAGCGGUGGGGACAGGAGCAGCGCAGGAAGCGGCAGGGCCAGCAAUUCUGGUAGCAGGGCGACCUCGGGCGCCCGCAUGGCCCGUCGGGGCUCUUUUGCAGGCGCAUCCCCCUCCUCCGUUUCCCCCUCCUCCUCGACCUGUUCCCCCUCCUCCAGCGCAAUUACCAGCAGCAGUGGCGCAAGUAGUGGCAGCAGUAGCGGCAGUGCGACCCCUGGAACCAGCAGCGGCAGCAGUAGUGUGAUGGGGACUUCCCUUCGCAGCCUGUUCGGUAUGCUGCUGCGGCCUCGCCGCCGGAACAGUGCCAGCGGCGGUGCAGGCGGAGCCGGCAGCGCCGGUGUCCCCGGUUCUGCUGUUGCUGCUGCUGUCACGCCCUCAGGUGCUGGUCGGGGUACGAGCGGUGGUGGUGCCGGUAGGGCGAGCAGCAGCGGUGGCGCACAGGUUGCAGCGCAGCAGCGGCAGGCGGAGGGAGCUAGGUCGCGAUCACGAGGAGCUACUCUGGAGCUCCCCAGCCCCUCCGAGUGCCCCAUGCCGGGUGUGCACAGCGACAUGUGCAUCCUGCGUGUGCGGCGGACCCACUUGGUGGAGGACGCGCUGGCGGAGGUGGGCCGGCAGACGCGGAGGGACCUGCUCAAGCCGCUCAGGGUUCACUUUAUCGGCGAGGAGGGUAUUGACGCGGGUGGAGUGAAGAAGGAGUUCUUCGCGCUGCUGCUGGAGCGGCUGCUCAGCCCGGACUACGGCAUGAUGGCCUACGAUGAAACAACCAGGACAUACUGGUUCCACCCCUCCUCCCUGGAGCCCCCCUCCAGCUACCUCCUGCUGGGCCUGGUGGUGGGUCUGGCGGUGUACAACCGGGUGCUGCUGGACCUGCGCGCGCCGCUGCUGCUCUUCCAGAAGCUGCGGGGGGGCAGGGAGCUGGGGCUGAGGGACCUGGAGGGCUGGCAGCCGGAGCUGGCCAGGGGGCUCAGGGCGCUGCUGGAGUACGACGGACCUGAUCCCAUGGCGGAUGUGUUUGGUCUGACCUUCUCUGUGGACGUGGACCGCUUCGGUCGCAUGGAGUCCCUACCUCUGAAGCCAGGCGGCGAGUCGCUGCCGGUGACGGAGGACAACCGCGCCGAGUACGUGUCGCUGCUGGCGGCCUGGCACAUGGAGGGCGCGGUGGCGGAGCAGUUUGAGGCCUUUGCCGCGGGCUUCAGGGUGC